AUGUCGGGAAUUCCAGGGCGCCGGCUGAUCCCCGCCGCGCUGGCGCUGCUGCUCGCCGCGCUGCUAUGCACGCCCCGGUGCGCUGACGCGUCGCCCUUCCGGCGGAACGUCCAGCUGCCGGAUCCCGGGCGGUUUGUGCGCAGCGUGGCGAUCGACCCGUCCUACUCCAUCACAGUCAACACCACAACCCUCAAAGGCGCCUCCGCAUGGGUGAAGGUCAGCUGGAACAUCGGCGGUACCGCCUUGUCCCGCAAGCUCCGCGCCCUGUGCCUGUGGCCCACCUACUGCUCCUCCAACGACCUGCUCGCCCUCUACCUGCCCGGGGAAGGCAGUGCCAGGCAAGCAGGGCUUCCAGCCCAGAUCGCCCCAGUCAAGUUCAUCUGGACCCAGCUAGCCUCCCCUGCCACCUGGAGGGCUGGUGUGGGCAGCUACACCUUCCAGGUGCUCAACAUGCGCCAGCCGCUGCAGUUUGUCUACAUGCGGGGAUCCUGGCUGAACUCCAACGACCUGGUGGCGCAGACCCCCAACAUCACCUUCAGCGCUUCCAACACCCCCAUGCACAUCCGCCUGGCAGCCACCGCAAGCACCGGCCAGAUGCGAGCCACGUGGACCACCGACGCCAAGCCCGCCCGGCCCACCGUGCGGUGGGGCACUAGCCCCGGGAAUUACAGCGGUACCGCUACCGGUACCUCUUGGACCUACACCCGCUCAAACCUGUGCGGCCCGCCCGCCACCACUAUUGGCUGGGUGAACCCCGGCUACCAGUCGAGCGCCGUCAUGACUGGCCUGCUGCCCUCCACACGCAUCUACUACGUCGUGGGCGAUGCCACCCUGGGCUGGAGCCGGCAGUUCUCCUUCCUGACCGCCCCCUCCUCCUCCACCGCAGCAGGCAGCCCCGGGUCCACGGUGCGCCUGCUGGCGGCGGCCGACAUGGGCCACUGGCAGCCCGACGGCAGCCUGGAGUGGAACCCUCAGAUCCAGCCGGUGCUGGCCAGCCUGAAUCUGACCAUCGGGCCUGGGUCUCCUCUGUACUGUGCCCAGCAAAACGUACUGACGGUGGCCGCCCAGGUGGGGCAGCGCGGCAGCGAGUGGACCAUCAAGGCGCUGGCGGCGGAGGCGGCGUCCGGGCGCUACCACGGCUUUGUGCUCAACGGCGACAUCUCUUAUGCCCGCGGGCUGGCCGCACAGUGGGAGACCUGGCUGCACCAGAUGCGCAAUGUGCUGCCCGCCAUGCCCUCCAUGCUCUCCAUCGGAAACCACGAGGCCGACUGGCCGGGACCCCAGGCCCUCUACAACAGCACCGACUCUGGAGGGGAGUGCGGCGUGGUGAGGGGGGCGGGUGGGGGCGGUGGUAACUGGCUGGUGGCAGCCAUCAGCCUGCAGGUCUACCAGAAGCGCUUCCCUCUACCCAACGGCUCCCCUCCCGGCAAGGUCGGCACGUACUGGUACAGCUUCCGCCUGGGUCCCAUCACCUUCAUCCAGAUGAGCUCGGAGCACCCCUUUGCCAAAGGCACCCCACAGAACGCGUGGGUGCGCGCGCAGCUGGCCGCCGUCAACCGCACCCGCACGCCGUGGGUGGUGGUGGGCCUGCACCGCAUGCCAUACGUGGACUCCCAGGACGGGCAGGCGCCUGGGUCGGACCAGCUGGUGGCGCAGCAGCUGCGGGCGGCGUACGAGGGCAUGUGGUUUGACUACAGCGUGGACAUGGUGUGGUAUGGCCACGAGCACACCUACCAGCGCAGCUGCCCCCUGUACAACUACUCUUGCGUUGCGCCUAACCGCGAUGGCACCCAGAGGGCCCCGGUCUACGCCCUGUUCGGCAACGCCGGCUACGACAUCAUGCCCACCAACUGGAUGCCCACCCAGCCCGCCAUCUUCUCCGCGGCCCAGGGCGGCGUGGAGGGGCUGCAGUACGGCUACGUCCGCGUGUCCGCCAAUGCCACGCGGCUCAAGUACCAGGGUGUCAACGCCUACACAGGCGCCGUCAUGGACACGGUGCUGCUCACCAAGCCCGCGGGCUGGCAGCCCAAGUCGGUGACGGCGCGCCGCGCGGAGCGCGCGGCGCUGCCCGGCGGCGUCGCGCCCAACGGCACCAGCCUGAGCAUCCUGGAGGACCUGCUGACGCUUUCCACCCUGCAGUACGUCAUGUCCAACAUCCGUACCUUCGUCCAGCAGACCGCGCAGUACUUCUACUCAGGCUCCAAGACGUGCAAGGCCCUGUUGGACCCCGCCGACGACAUCUCCACCCCGCAGUUCUCCCAGCCCUUUGUGCUCAACCUCAUGAACUACCUGCAGGCCGUCAUCAAGCCCAACAACGCCUCCAACACCGUGCUGCGCCAGCUCGUCAACUUCCAGGAGCAGCUGUGGACCACCGGACGCAUCGGCCAGAUCAUCGCCAGUGGCAACGGCGGGCUGAGCAAGAAGAAGAAGAAGUGA
Chlorella variabilis is the source of this 2436-nucleotide messenger RNA. RefSeq lists its product as hypothetical. Gene Ontology annotation, molecular function: metal ion binding; acid phosphatase activity. The transcript is spliced from 18 exons. The record is from RefSeq and is a predicted model, not a curated record. NCBI's taxonomy places the organism in Eukaryota, Viridiplantae, Chlorophyta, Trebouxiophyceae, Chlorellales, Chlorellaceae. The coding region runs from base 1 to 2436 and encodes 811 amino acids.